AUGGAGAACGCAUUGGCAUUGGUUCGUGAUGAUGCUGGAGUCUGGAGAGACCAAGAUGGUCAUGUGUGUAAUGAGAGAGGCCAGCGACUUGAUGGAGAGGGUAACAUCAUCAGGACGCUGGGUGACUACAACAGGCCUGAGCAGUUCUAUGCAAAUCGGUCUGCGAUUCGCGCUUCUGCAUUUCAGAGGAACGAUUUUGAGCUGAAACCUGUAUACUACACUCUUGUGGGUCAGCAUUUCUUUCAUGGCCACUCUCAUGAGCACCCUAUGGAUCAUAUUGAGAGGUUUGAGGACUUGCUGUUUCCAUACUCUCUUGCUGGAGAAGCAGCUAACUGGCUGAAACAGUUGGAACCAGGAUCACUAACUACUUGGGAGGAGACCAGAAACGCCUUUUUGCACAAUUUUUAUGAUGAUGCCAUGUCUGAGGAACUGAGACUCAAAAUCUCAACGUUUUCUCAAGGACCAACUGAAGCAUUCAAGGCUGCUUGGGUGAGAUUCAAGUCAUAUCAGAGAGAUUGUCCACAUCAUGGUUUCAGUGAUGUUCAGCUGCUAGGUAUUUUCUUCAGAGGUGUUGAUUGGAGGUAUCAGAUGGCUCUUGAUGCAGCGAGCAAUGGAAACUUCAACACUAGAUACCCUGAAGACGCUGUUGUGCUUACUGAUAACUUGGCAUCUAGCAAUAGUACUAAGAAUGCAGACUAUCAGCGAAAGAAGCAGGGUGGAAACAUGGAUGGAUCGCAGAUUGCUGAGGUGAAGGCUAAGCUUGACUCUGUGCAUAGCCUUCUAGUGGAUGAAGCCCUUGAGGAAGAGGUUGUUAACUUCAUCCAUGGAGCUGGAUUUCAGGGUCAGAGAUUUGGUACUCAGCAAGGGAAAACGAAUUACAGUGGAAAUAAUCAGAGGAGUACCUUCACAGAUAAUGAGGUGAAAUCUAUGCUGGAACAGAUCUUGGAAGGUCAGCAGAAGAUGACUGUGGAUUUCAAUGGGAAGAUUGAUGCUCUGUAUCUGGAUCUGAAUGGAAAAAUUGAAGUUCUGAACACUUAUGUCAAGAAGCUUGAUACUCAGGUUGCUCAGACUGCAGAGUCUUUAAAAAGGCAAGAAGGAUUCCUUCCUGGGAAGACUGAUACCAAUCCUAGGCAUUACUGCAGUGCCAUCUCGUUAAGGAGUGGUAAGAAGUUGACUCAUGUGCUUAAAAAGGGUGUUUCUGAGGAUGAAAUCGUGGAAUUGGACGAAUCUGAAGAAAAUUUCGAAGUUGCAGAGCCGGUGUCGAGCGACACCACAACUAGUGUCGCGCGACACCAAUUGCAGAGCGAAGCCGAUAUUGCUCAGAAUCCGAAGCCAGCAGAGGAAAAGGUUUACAAACCUAAGAUUGCUCCUACUCUCAGACACUAUGUGAAGAGGAUUGUGACUAAUAAUCUGAGUCAUGAGGAAGGAGUGAUGAUGAUUUCUGAACAGGUCAGUGCUGUGAUUCAGAAUAAGAUUCCAGAGAAGCUCUCGGAUCCAGGAAGCUUUGUUUUGGACUGCUCUAUCUUCUCAGAGAGGUUCAAGAGAUCGCUGUGUGAUCUUGGUUCGAGUGUUAACCUCAUGUCAUAUUCUGUAGCUGUUAGCCUUGGAAUGACUGAUUUCAAACCAACUAAGAUCUCUCUAAUCCUAGCAGAUCGAUCUAAAAGAAUCCCAAAAGGUGUCUUGGAGGAUGUUCCGAUUAAAGUUGGUGAUUGCAUAAUUCCUACAGAUUUCGUGGUUCUGGAAUAUGGAGAAGAACCCAAAGAUCCUCUUAUCCUGGGAAGAUAUGUCAAGCAUGGUAACCUUGAUCUCCACCUGGGAGAUACCAUCAUGACUUUCAAGAUGGAGAAGCUGAAGGAUUCAACCAUAGAUGGUCAGACAUUCCAAGUCAGUGCAAUACCUGAAGUGAUAGUUGGAGAUCAGAACGUGUUUGAUGCUGAGAAGGUGGGAGAUCAACCUGAGUUGACGAAAACGUCUACAGAACCAGUGACUGCUGUUGCUCAGGAAGCUCAAAACAUCAUGCUCUAUUCAUCUCCAGCAAAGCAAAGAGCACUUGGUUUUUCUAUUGAUGAUAUUUCAGGGAAUAGGUUGAAGCCACCCAAACACUGA
Messenger RNA from Eutrema salsugineum, 2106 nucleotides. RefSeq lists its product as uncharacterized. Lineage: Eukaryota; Viridiplantae; Streptophyta; Magnoliopsida; Brassicales; Brassicaceae. The coding region runs from base 1 to 2106 and encodes 701 amino acids. The record is from RefSeq and is a predicted model, not a curated record. The transcript has 5 exons.